CUUCCUGUCGGCGCCGGAAGCAGGGCUGUGACAUCAGAGCGACGCGGAGGUCAGGAACCCUCUCUUACAGCCAUCUUGGAUCCUGUGGCCUGAACUAUCCAGAAUGCCAGGCGAAGCCACAGAAACUGUCCCUGUUACAGAGCAGGAGAUGCAGCAGCCCCAGGCGGAGACGGCCACACCUGCUGCUGCGGCUCCUCCUCCCUCUCAGGCAAAGCCUAAAGAAGGCAAAACUAACCCCAAGCUGUCCUCUUCUCCUCACACCACCGCUCCUAAGCCAGUUCCUGCUGAACGCAGGAAACGCUCCUCUCUGUCUGCCUCCUCAAACUCCCCAACCUCUCCCAAAUCUGCCUCUGGCCCUCGUGCUACCCCCCCAUGCUCCCCUUUGGCCUCUCCUCCAGCUGUCUCUUCUGUAGCUGGGAAAGCUGAGCAGACUGCUCCCAAGGUGAUAAAGGCUGGCAAACAAGGGAAGCAACAGAAAGCAAAGAAUUUUAAACCUGCUGAACCUGAGCAGGCACCUCCCUCUGCCUCUAAGCCUGCUCAGGAGCCUGCACCAGUUGCAGCUCUGCCGUCUCUUGCUAUACCAUUACAAGAGGAAGCUAAACCAGCAGGAGAUGGAAAUGCUUCCCCUGUCUCUCCCAAAGUUGCUGUGGCUCCUGUUGCCUUUAAAGUAACUUCUAAAUCUGCUGCCCCAGCACCAAAGUCAUUUUCAGAAGCUGUGGCCACCAGUCCGCCCAAAGUGGCUGAAGCCCCCAAGGUUGCCUCUGAAGCUCCAAAAGUAGCAACCCCUGUUGUUUCAGAAGCCAAGACUCUCUCGCCUUCAAAAGCAGCUGCCAAGCCUGGCUCUGCCCAAGUGCCAAAUAUGAACCCAGCCACUGCUGCUCCCCCAAAAUCUGCUCCUGCAGUGUUUAAGGAUGAUGAUCUCCCACCUCUCUUACCACCUGAGAAUCCUUUUACAAUGCCUACUUUCCCCCCCAUGCCACCUAGUGCAAUGCCUGUAGUUACCCUAACAGCUCCCAAAGCAGAAGCUGUCUCUACCAGUAAAGUUGAAUCUGGCCCUGCCCCUAAAGCUAAGGCUGCUCCUAAAACUAAGCCAGCUCCUAAGGUUGAACAGAAAGCAGCACCUGCCCCAAAAAUUGAGGCUGCAUCUAAAGUUGACCCUAUUCUCACCCCUAAAUAUGAGCCUAAUCCUACCCCUAAAGUUGCAGUUGCUUCUGCCCCUAAGACUGAGGCUGUUCCUAAACCUAAAGCUCAGGCUGCCCCUAUUGUUGAGGCUGCUCCUGCACCUAAGGUUGAGGCGGCUCCUGCCACUAUAGUUAAGCCUGCUGCUGCUCCUAAAGCUGAGGCUGCCCCUAAGGUAGAGGCUACUCCUGCACCUAAAGUUAAGUCUGCCCCCAGCCCUAAAGCCGAGCCUGUUCCUGUCACUAAGGUUGAGGCUGCCCCUAAAGUUGACUCUGUCCCUACCUCUAAGGUUGUGGCUGCUCCUGCCAUUAAAGUUAAGCCUGUUGCUGCUCCUAAAGCUGAGGCUGCCCCUGCCGCUAAAGUUAAGCCUGUUGCUGCUCCUAAAGCUGAGGUGGCGGUGGCUGCUAAAGUUGAGGCUGCUCCUGCCCCUAAAGUCGAGCCUGAGCCUGCCCCUAAAUUUAACCCUGCUCCUGCUCCUAAAGCUGAGUUUGCCCCUGCUCCUAAAGUUAAGCCUACCCCUGCUUCCAAAGUUGAGGCUGCUGCCCCUAAAGUCGAGGCCGCCCCUACCCCUAAAGCUGAACCUGUCCUUGUCCCUAAAGUUGAGCCAGUCCCUGUUCCCAAGCCAGUUAAAGCCCCAUCAAUACUGGAACCAGUCAUCAAGAACGACAAGGGGUCUGGCACUGAAUCUGACAGUGAUGAAUCGGUUCCUGAACUGGAGGAGCAGGACUCUGCACAGACACAAACACAGCAGGCACAGCUUGCAGCUGCAGCUGAAAUCGAUGAGGAACCUGUCAGCAAAGCGAAACAAAGCAGGAGUGAGAAGAAAGCCAGGAAGGCCAUGUCCAAAUUGGGGUUGAGACAAGUUGCUGGUGUUACUAGAGUAACCAUUCGCAAGUCUAAGAACAUUCUCUUUGUCAUUACCAAACCAGAUGUCUACAAAAGUCCAGCUUCAGAUACUUACAUUGUCUUCGGUGAGGCCAAGAUUGAAGAUCUGUCCCAGCAAGCCCAGUUAGCAGCUGCAGAGAAGUUCAAGGUUCAAGGAGAAGCCGUUUCAAACAUCCAGGAAAACACACAGACGCCCACAGUACAGGAGGAGAGCGAAGAGGAAGAGGUUGAUGAGACUGCUCCUACCUCUAAAGUUGAGGCCGCUCCUGCUACUAAAGUUAAGCCUGUUGCUGCUCCUAAAGCUGAGGCUGCCCCUGCCGCUAAAGUUAAGCCUGUUGCUGCUCCUAAAGCUGAGGUGGCGGUGGCUGCUAAAGUUGAGGCUGCUCCUGCCCCUAAAGUCGAGCCUGAGCCUGCCCCUAAAUUUAACCCUGCUCCUGCUCCUAAAGCUGAGUUUGCCCCUGCUCCUAAAGUUAAGCCUACCCCUGCUUCCAAAGUUGAGGCUGCUGCCCCUAAAGUCGAGGCCGCCCCUACCCCUAAAGCUGAACCUGUCCUUGUCCCUAAAGUUGAGCCAGUCCCUGUUCCCAAGCCAGUUAAAGCCCCAUCAAUACUGGAACCAGUCAUCAAGAACGACAAGGGGUCUGGCACUGAAUCUGACAGUGAUGAAUCGGUUCCUGAACUGGAGGAGCAGGACUCUGCACAGACACAAACACAGCAGGCACAGCUUGCAGCUGCAGCUGAAAUCGAUGAGGAACCUGUCAGCAAAGCAAAACAAAGCAGGAGUGAGAAGAAAGCCAGGAAGGCCAUGUCCAAAUUGGGGUUGAGACAAGUUGCUGGUGUUACUAGAGUAACCAUUCGCAAGUCUAAGAACAUUCUCUUUGUCAUUACCAAACCAGAUGUCUACAAAAGUCCAGCUUCAGAUACUUACAUUGUCUUCGGUGAGGCCAAGAUUGAAGAUCUGUCCCAGCAAGCCCAGUUAGCAGCUGCAGAGAAGUUCAAGGUUCAAGGAGAAGCCGUUUCAAACAUCCAGGAAAACACACAGACGCCCACAGUACAGGAGGAGAGUGAAGAGGAAGAGGUUGAUGAGACUGGAGUGGAGGUCAAGGACAUCGAGCUGGUCAUGUCACAGGCCAAUGUAUCCAGGGCAAAGGCUGUGCGCGCACUGAAGAAUAACAAUAACGAUAUUGUCAAUGCUAUUAUGGAAUUGACGAUGUAGAUGGAAAUCAGGGACUGGGUCACAUUAAGAUGUUGCUGAUUUGAUCUACACUAUUGUUUGUACAAUUUAUACCCAAGAGAAAUAAAGGCGUGGCUUGAUGAAAUGAUA
Sinocyclocheilus rhinocerous is the source of this 3385-nucleotide messenger RNA. Its product is annotated as nascent polypeptide-associated complex subunit alpha, muscle-specific form-like. The transcript has 15 exons. The record is from RefSeq and is a predicted model, not a curated record. Gene Ontology annotation, cellular component: nascent polypeptide-associated complex. The coding region runs from base 104 to 3277 and encodes 1057 amino acids. Lineage: Eukaryota; Metazoa; Chordata; Actinopteri; Cypriniformes; Cyprinidae.